Molecule: messenger RNA, 4262 nt
Organism: Dicentrarchus labrax (European seabass)
Lineage: Eukaryota; Metazoa; Chordata; Actinopteri; Moronidae
Gene: hoxb9a
Product: homeobox B9a
Exons: 2
Coding region: 188-1036 (282 amino acids)
Biological process (GO): embryonic skeletal system morphogenesis; regulation of transcription by RNA polymerase II; DNA-templated transcription
Cellular component (GO): nucleus
Molecular function (GO): DNA-binding transcription factor activity, RNA polymerase II-specific; RNA polymerase II cis-regulatory region sequence-specific DNA binding
Source: RefSeq, a predicted model, not a curated record
AACAGACACAGAGAGAGAGAGAGAGAGAGAGAGAGAGAGAGAGAGAGAGAGAGAGAGGAAGGGAGGGGGCGACCUAGCAAAGGGCAGAAGAGAAAAAGAGAGAGAGGGAAAGAGAAAAAUCUCCUAAUGUCUGUCUUCUUGUUCUACAUUUAGUGAACUCGCGGCGUUUCGCAGAUAAUGUCCGAGAAUGUCCAUUUCUGGGACUUUGAGCAACUAUUACGUGGACUCCAUCAUAAGUCACGAGAGCGAUGAACUCUCAACCCCGGCUCGCUUUCCCAGCGUCCAAUAUUCCGGCUCGAGCUCCGCUGCAGCCGCGGGCGGGAGGCAGCCCGGCGGCUCGGCGCACGCGGAGCAUCCCCAUCCCGAGUCGUACCCAUCAUGCAGCUUCCAGCCGAAGCCUCCGGUCUUCUCGUCGUCCUGGAGCCCGUUCAGUCCGCACCACGGUGCCAGUGGGCUCCCUACUGUCUACCACCCUUACAUUCCAGCCCAGCACGUGCCCGCCGCGGACACACGGUACCUUCGCUCGUGGCUGGACUGCGCGCCGCGCGGCUCCGAGUCCGUCCCGGGGCAGGGCCAGACGGGGCAGGUCAAGCUGGAGCCGCAGCUCGGCCAUCUCGGCGGGGAGAUCCCACCCAAAAUCGGCGGACAGCAUCAGCUCGAGACCACCACGUACAUCUUGGAGUCGACGUCCACGGCGGCGCGCGAGCUAAGCCACCAUCCGGCCGCCAUCCCGGGAGCAGGGUUCGAAGAAAAUAAGGACAUUUGUGAAGGGAGUGAGGACAAAGACGGCCUGGAUCAAAGUGACCCCUCGGCCAACUGGCUGCAUGCGCGCUCCUCCAGGAAGAAGCGGUGCCCGUACACCAAAUAUCAGACGCUCGAGCUGGAGAAGGAGUUCCUGUUCAACAUGUACCUCACGCGGGACCGGCGGCAUGAGGUGGCGCGCGCGCUCAACCUGACGGAGCGGCAGGUGAAGAUCUGGUUCCAGAACCGGAGGAUGAAGAUGAAGAAACAGAGCAAGGACCAACCUAAGGACUAGUGGGACUCUCACUCGCGUGCUCACUUAUACAUUCAGACGCGCACGCACUCACGCUCACAACAUGUAUCCAACAUAAACCUCCCUAUUUCUAACACAAAAUGGCCUUCCCAAAAACUGCAAAAACACAUACAUCUGCUGUUUCCCAAUUGUUUUAACCUCCAGGCUCUACCAAGUGAGCUUCAGUCCAAUCACACCGAUCUAUACAGCUGAUCAAUGGCUUUUAUUGAUCUCUAACAGACGCUGAGGACGCCUCCACGUUAUCACUGAAGUCUUAAGAGAGUCUGUCUGAUGUUUGAAGGGGGCUUUGGAAUCAUCUGAGUUUGUGGUCACGGAGGAGGAUGAUGGGUAAAACCUCACAGACCAACAGCAAUUCCUCCAGGACCCGCUCUCUUGUAAAUGGGUCGGACUGCAUAUGAAACUGCGGAUUGGACUGUUUGAUGAACUGAGAGCUCUUGUUCUUCCUACGUCUUCAUAGUUUUAUAUUAACGCUAUUAUUUAGGCUUUGAUAUUAGGCUGCAUUAUGAAAGGGAAGGAAGCAGCAAACCGCCAUUGAUGCUACAGCGGAGGGGGGGCAUACAGACAGAGAGAGAGAGAGAGAGAGAGAGAGAGAGAGAGAUGUUUUUUUCUUUUUUCUCAAGCACUACUCUUCCUUUUAUUAGUUAUUUAUUGUUCCGUCGCUGACACCGGAGGCGCGCGGAGGUGCUGAAACCGGGGUUUCACAUGGCCAUUAAUAAGCACGAGGAGCGAAGGGGGAUGCCCACACACACAUACACACACACACACACACACACACACACACACACACACACACACACACUCCUUCUUCUCCUCUUUUCUAGUUUCUCUCAUUGCUGGCAGGAUUUGAUUAGAAAGCGCCUGAUGGUCGGCGUUGAUACAAGCAGCGAGCCGCCGUUUGUUUCCCGGUUGUCGGUCUAAGUAAUGAGCAGAUACCGGAGGGGGGAGGAGGAGGAGGAGGAGGAGGAGGGUGGGGAAUGAUGGGGUGGCUGGGGUGUUAACCCGACUCAGCAACCGGGGAUCCGAUUAGGCUGCUGUCGAUAUCGUGGAUCCCCGCCCUUCGGCUACCUCUCCGGAUGCUUUAUACGCUGCGGCGGCUCAUCCGCGGCCUUUAUCGGCUAUCGAUAGUCUCUCCGCCUCCGCCUGGAGUUAACAGGGUUUAUCAGAGAGGAGACACAGCACAAAGCACCGUGUUUUAAAAAAUUACACCCACCAUUUUUGCAAUAAUCAUCAAUACUCCGUUUUUGGUUGAAUCCAGGUGAGAUUUAUCCGGAUCAGCACGUCAGACGAUAGAUGUAGUUGCUUCCUCUCAAUCCCUGACCCUGCAUGCUUUCUUAAAGGUGACACAAACGCUUAUUUAGACUGGACAGUAGAAAUCAGCCAUGGCUGCUCAUUCUCUUAGCUUACUAGCUAUUUCCAGUGAAGAUUCUAGUCCACAUGCGCUUGCAGCACUGCUCCGCGCCCUGCAGACCAGAACACCUAUCCUCCCUGACGCCAUCUUCCAGUCUUUAUUUAACGUGGUUCUCGCAUUGCGUUUUCUGAAAUGAUCAGCUCUAUUUUUAUACAUAUGCUACGGUAUGUUGUGUGUUCUCUGCUAUGCAAGGCGGGUUUCUCUCUCAUUUCAGGUAAUAUACAGAGAGUUGGCGCAACGGCGGUUUCCAAACGCACCCUGGGAGAAAAGAGCGAAACACCCCCGAUGCGCUGACAUGUUUACUGACAAUUUUUUACAUUUCUUUUUAGGCUUUUCCCCCUGGAAAUAUAAUCCCUAGAAGUUCUAUAAUAACAAGUUUAUAUCAACAGACAUAACAGAACACUUCAGAUUUAUUCCCGCGCCAAAUGCUUUAGCAAUAGUGUCUACAUUUAAUAGCUCGGAGUUUUAUCUGGUUAGUUUAUGCAGAAUUUUAUUGAUCUGAGUGUUAAAAUAUGAAGAAGAGGCCAUGUUGGAAGGCCGGCCGGCUACUAUGGCGUUAUUUGAAGUGUCGGCGCAGUUAAAUGGCGUCCGAUGGCAGUUUUAUGGACGGAUCAUAAACAACGCGUAGGCUUUACAACGUUUACAACAGUGUGUGUGCGUGUGUGUGUGUGUGUGUGUGUGUGUGUGUGUGUGUGAGAGAGAGAGAGUGAAGUGUGUGUGUGUGUGAGAGAGAGGUGUUGGAUGUUGCGGCACGCAGACCACAACGUCUGCGUGCGCGCCAGCAUUGUAAAAAUAGACAGUAUAUAAUAAUUUACACACACUCGCGUGGAUUUUGCCUCCAGUUCAGUUGGUGUUAUUCUCAUGUUUCCAUUCACAGGCAGAAACGAACGGGUCUACAACCAGCCUUUUUGCAAAGUCUUAAACAGAGAAGCGCUACAAUUCCUCGAUAAUCCGCACCGAAUCCUCUAUUUACGAGUACAAAUGUUUACAUGGUUUGCGCAUGCCUCGAGUCACUCGUCAUUUGAAGACGUUAUUUCGUCGUUUAGCUCUUUGUGUGUUAAAUCUGUCAGAGGGGAAUGCUUACUGCAGAAUUAAAACAGACUAAAUAGAAGUUUCUCGAUAGGAAAUAUUUCUAAUUUAUUGUAUAUAAAGUGAGUAACCUCGUCUUUCUUUUUGGAAUGAGUUCAAUAUGCUGAAUAUUGUUUUGUCUUAUUGGAACAUGCAUCUUACUGUAAUAUAGAUGGUUUUUUUCCUUUUGUCUGUCAUGUUCUUUAGAUUCUGUUUUCCAUGUUGUUGUGCCGGCUGUCUGAAUGAUCUGUUCUGAUGUCAGUCCGAUCAGCUCUCUGUGUAUGAUUUGUUUAACGGUAAAGUGUUGGGACAGAGAGGACGAAAAGGUUGGAUUAAACUGAAGCAAUGCUUCUCUGUAACUUAUCAUUUCUAUUUGAAUUAUUGACUCUGUCCCCUUCUGCCCUUACUAUGACUCUCUCCCGCUUCCCGCCCCAGUAUUUACUCUCCUGACUGGAGGAACAAAGUUUCUGGAGUAUUAUUUGCUGUUGAUAAAUAUGGACAGAGCUACACAAGUCACUCCUUUUUUUUUUUUUUAAAUGAGACAAAUGUUAGCCAUGUGGCCACAUAAAGGCUUUAUUAACGAGCAGGCGAACUCCAGUCACUCUGAUCCUCUCCUCCAUGUGAAAUGUUCCCUUCUUGUAUGUUUUCCUCUCUUCUGUGUGUUGUUGUCUCUUGUUUCUUUGUGCGAUGGCACUGCUGAUGCUGGAUUCCUAUUAAAGAGACUUUACAGUA